CGCCAGCGACGCGAAAUGUCGAGGCACAGGAGCGUGCGGGGAUACAACUACGACGAGGAUUUUGAGGAGGAUGACCUAUACGGACAAUCCGUGGAAGACGAUUAUGGAGUUUCACCGGCAACAGCUGCCCAGUUCAUGUACCAGAGGGCUGAUUUCCAGUUGGCAAAUUUCGUGGAUGAGCCACUGAAAGAAGAAGAUGAAGAAUGUGAAGAACAACCACCUGCAAAGUCCAACACACUGGGUCUCAGCGACAUAGACAAAGCACGCUUGCACUCUUGCCUUGAGGAGAUGAGGAACAUUGCUGGGGAUGCAUUCCCUGAGCCAGUGAUGGUGCAGGCGGUUUUGAACAGCAACUUUGAGAUGGAGAAAGCCCUGGAUUCCCUGUUUUUGCAAAGUGACAAAACACGUCCAGAAGUGAAAGAACAAAGGCUUCCCAGGUCUUCAAGAGCAGGGAAAAGAGGGGAGGCAUCAUCUGUCUCCAAAGCAGUUGACAUUGUACCAAAAGUUGCAAAGAUGACAAUAUCAGGAAAACAGACCAUUGGAUUUGAUGCCUCAAUUGGCAGUCCAAAUGGCCAGAUUUCAAAUACCUCGAAUAAGGAGUCCCAUUCCGAAUCCGUUCAAAGCACUUCGUCUUCAGCGAUGUGCACAAAGCAAACGCUGCUUUCUGAAGGUCCCACGUUGGUGUCAAAUCUGAAACUGUCUCCUAAGCCCCCUGCCAAAGUGGGUCUACACACAGAAGACACACCCACUGGGACAGGGACUCCUGGCAAGCAGGCCGGAAAGAACCGUACAAAGCUUGAUGUGAAGUCUGAGCUUGAGAAGAGACAGGGUGGCAAGCAGCUCAUCAACCUCGUCGUAAUAGGCCAUGUUGAUGCUGGUAAGAGCACAUUAAUGGGGCACCUUCUGUAUCUGCUUGGAAAUGUCAACAAGCGGGCAAUGCACAAGUAUGAGCAGGAGUCGAAAAAAGCUGGCAAGGCCUCCUUUGCCUACGCUUGGGUUUUGGAUGAAACUGGCGAGGAGCGCGAAAGAGGUGUGACAAUGGAUGUAGGCCUAACCAAGUUUGAAAGUAAAACGAAGCUGGUGACACUAAUGGAUGCCCCCGGGCACAAGGACUUCAUCCCAAACAUGAUCACGGGAGCUGCCCAGGCGGACGUCGCUCUGCUGGUGGUUGACUCGAUCACGGGCGAGUUCGAGGCCGGCUUCGAGGCGGGAGGGCAAACGAGGGAGCACGCUCUGCUCGUGCGGUCGCUGGGAGUCACCCAGCUAGCUGUCGCGAUCAACAAGAUGGACAUGCUGAAUUGGUCAAAGGAGAGGUUUGAAGAAAUCACGAGCAAACUGGGACAGUUUCUCAAACAAGCUGGUUUUAAGGAGUCCGAAGUGACUUACAUCCCGACCAGCGGACUCUCGGGGGAGAAUCUCGCAAUGAGAAGCAAAGAGGAGAAGCUUACAAGCUGGUACAGCGGACCCUGCCUGCUCGAUUGCAUAGAUUCUUUUCGCCCCCCUCAGCGGCCUGUGGAUAAGCCCUGCAGGCUCUGUGUCUCUGACGUGUUUAAAGACGUGGGUGCGGGGUUUUCUGUUGCUGGGAAGGUUGAGGCGGGCUAUCUGCAGACUGGCGAUAGGCUGGUCGUUAUGCCAGCUAACGAAAUGUGCACAGUAAAAGGCAUCACGCUACACGACGAGCCCAUGGACUGGGCAGCUGCAGGCGAUCACGUCACCCUUAACGUGACGGGCAUGGACAUGAUCAAAGUCGGCGUUGGCAGCGUGGUGUGCGACCCAAAAGAACCAAUCAGGGCGAGCACUCGCGUGCGCGCCCGUAUCCUCAUCUUCAACAUUGACCUGCCCAUCACCAGAGGCUUCCCUGUGUUGUUGCACUACCAGACUGUCAGCGAGCCUGCUGUUAUCAAGAAGCUCAUAAGUGUUCUCCACAAGAGCACAGGGGAGGUCGUGAAGACCAAACCGAGAUGCCUUCAAAAGGGCCAGAACGCCAUGGUGGAGCUGCAGAUGCAGCGGCCUGUGUGCCUGGAGCGCUACAAGGAUUUUCGCGAGCUCGGCCGCUUCAUGCUGCGCUACAGCGGCUCCACCAUCGCCGCUGGCGUCGUCACCGAGAUCAAAGAUUGACCAGAAUGCAUUUGAGAGAGCUAUGUUGCUGUGUUUUCAACAUCUUGCCAAACCCAGUUGCUCUUCAUUUUCCUUUUGAAGUAGGAAAACCACAACAGCUGCUGUAUAAAGACCUCUGUUCUACACAAAUAGAAUUCAGCGACAUGCCAUUAUUAUGUUAAAUAUCUUUGUCCAUCUGUACUUACAUACCAAAUUGUAAAGUAAUAUAUUGAACCCAACAGAUUUAAUGUUUGAAUUAUAUCAACAAUGGCUAGUUGAAAAACAGUAGUUUUUUUACCUUGAUGGGUAUUAAUUUGGCCUCUUAUGUUUUAAUUUGCAUACUAUUACGUAUGUUGCAACAUUUCCCUGAUGCAAACGAUCAUUGGAGGCAAGAACAUUGUGCUUCCUCUAAUCAUGACGACUCUGAGCACACAACGGGCUGCAUGGCAUCAAUAAACAGUGGCUCUUUGCCAGCACUCGC
This is a messenger RNA of Lethenteron reissneri (Far Eastern brook lamprey), 2578 nucleotides long. RefSeq names its product HBS1 like translational GTPase (gene HBS1L). NCBI's taxonomy places the organism in Eukaryota, Metazoa, Chordata, Hyperoartia, Petromyzontiformes, Petromyzontidae. The record is from RefSeq and is a predicted model, not a curated record. Gene Ontology annotation, molecular function: GTPase activity; GTP binding.